UUGUUAUUCUCAGUCUGAUCUGAUUCUGCCUGGGGCUGUGAGGGUCUCUAAUCCAUUUUUAUCCCCGCCCCCUCCUGUCGCACACCCUCGCCCCGCCCACAUUUACUCUCUGCUCGUUCUGAGCUGCAGCCGCCGCUGCCAGACUCGUCUUGGGACUGAUCGCUCCUACUUCCCCGGCUUCUCUCCUCGGAUUUAUCCUCGGCUUUUUAUCCCUCCAUUGGACCCGUACUAACAGCCAGGAUUUACGCACGUGGAUUUAAUUCUGUCUAUCCGAGCGAUGUGUCUGGGGGGACUCGGCUCAGGGAGAGCCGCCUGCAGUCUUGGGACGGAACCGGCACCGUGUGUAGUAGUAUAGUAGUACUGAGCUGCUCGAGAGCUGCUGGAACAGGGGCAAGCAGAAGAGUGACCUAUGGAGUUCCCCGGACAAUAGAUGUAAAGACAAGGCACAAAAGAGGUCCAGCCAAUGACAGCCGGGAUCUCAAGACAAUCUAUGGAUACGGCUUAUUGUUUCUGAACCUGAGAUUGCCCCUACCCCGAUGCUCACAUGGUUGAGAGUAUGACGUCACUCUGCAAUGGCUGUGAGAAUGGCACAGUAGCUAAUUCUCAAGCUAUAGAUAAUGGCGACUUGAGAACUUUAACUGAUGGGACCGGCCAUGGUGGAGAACCUAGCACCAACCAAGAUGAUCUACACAAUGAUAAUCAGAACUCUUCUAAGAUUGUGUACUUUUUUACCACCUCCAAACAAAGGACCAACCUGAAUAAUGACCGUCCCCGUUCCAUGAUGGCUGUGGGCAACUCAUCGACGUGGAAUGCUUUGUCUUCCUUGAGAAAGAUGGGCUCCUUCAAGAAACUGAAGUCGUCAGUUCUGCAGGGAAUCCAAGCAAAAGAAAAUGCCAAUAUUAUAAGUGACCAUGAGACGGAGGUUCAGAAGUGUAAGCCUUGCAGAAUGCCUAUAUCAAAGUCCAUGCAGGAUGGAUAUAAUCUGGCCGAUGGGUUACAGUCUGAUGGAUCAGAUGCAGAGGAAACCGAUAAUGCCUUCUUGAGGAGCACUCAUAGAUCUCGCAGCAUCAGGCGCGCCUACGGAUCUGGCCGUAUUCAUUUAUCAGAUACAGACAAAGCUUGUGCCUCACAAAGUCCCCUCAGGCCCUUGUCGCCGGUUGGCCAAGAGCACAGUAAUUGUGAAAUCAUAGUGAAAGACCUAAAAGGCAGUCAGGUUAUUUACAGGCGGAGUAAAAGUACGGACAACUUGAAUUUUCUCAAAAAGAGCUCGUUCAAGCGGAAAUCUACCUCCAAUCUAACGGACAUCAAGUUCAACAGCGAGAAAGAAAUUGUACAAAAGGCGUCACUUUGCACUUCUCCAGAUUCAGACAGGACGGCCACGACUCCAGAAAGAAGGUCAAAGCGCUGGAGAAGUCCCAUUAGGGCGAAAGACUUUGACCGGGUGUUGAAAAUAAUGAGCAAUGUCACUGAUGGGCAUUGGAAAAGAGAGGGGAGUAGGUGCACAUCCCCGGCCCCUGAGGAAUCCCAUAGAAGUAGGCCAAAUAGUCGCUUGCAUGAUGAUUACUCCAGGAGAGUGUCCAGCAGUGCCGACACAGAGAGACGGAGGUCUGCUCUUAAUGCCCCCUCCCCAGUUCCUUUUGCUGUAUGCCGUCUUAGCUAUACCGAUUCCAACAUGGAUUAUCUAGACUCUGAAGCCCAAGUGAAAUCUGCAGAGAGUAGACAGUGUUCUGAAAGCCUCUGUACAGAACCCUCUAAUAAAUCCGAUACAAGCAGUAGCUUGAACCAGUUGGAUAAUGAGGUUUUCUAUGCAGACGGUGAGGAUCCAAAACAUCACACUCCAUCUGUCUCCGGUACCCCUGUCCGACCCACUGCUCCCAAGCCUCAGAGCCCCAGUAUGGAACUGUACAAGUCAGCCAUUUCCAUCCAUUGCCAAAACCACAGCACUUUGUCACUGAGCUCUAUGGAAAGUGAUGAAAGAACAGAACCAGCCGCCCCUAAGGUUGAGAAGAGCCCCCCGUCCUUUAAAGACUCUGCAAAGCUGACUUACUAUGACGAUGGUAAUGAAGAUAGUGGAAUCAGCAGCCACUCUCAGCUGAGUCUCAAUGCGGUCAGUGAAGAGAAACAAGAAGAGGUUGACCAUGAAGAACCCUUCAAGAAAUCUCCACCGCAAGAGGAUGAAAAAAAGUCUGAUUCUCAAAAAGUGGCAUCUCGAAGAUGGAGCUCUGCAAAAUGCAGGCCUCGACAGAGGCCACUGUCCGACUACGGUCAGUCUGCUAUCCGUAGCUUCUCCAUUCCAGAAGAUUCUAUUGCUACCGAGUCCCAAGAAACCGAUAGUGGGAAGUGUAGGUUUCCCUCACAGUCUUUUAGUGAGGAAACGCGGGCGCAAGAGCAUAUCCCUAAGUACCAAAUGAACUGUAGAAGACGUCCCAUCUCUGUCAUAGGUGGGGUCAACUUUUUUGCAACAAGCGAGGAUGAAGAAAUGGGAGCUAUGAUUCAACAAUCUGUUCCUCGACCCCCAAUUCCAGCCCACAAGGUUCCUCCGUACAAGGCUGUCUCUGCCCGUUUAAGACCUUUUGCCUUGUCCCAGAGCACACCAAUAGGCCUAGAUCGAGUUGGACGUCAACAACAACUAAGGGCUUCUAACGUUUCAGCAGAUGGAGGGGCUGAGUCUUCUGCUUUGGUUGAUGACAAUGGGAGUGAAGAGGACUAUAGCUAUGAAGAGCUUUGCCAAGCCAAUCCCAGAUAUCUGCAUCCAGGAGGAGAGCAGCUAGCAAUUAAUGAGUUGAUAAGUGAUGGCAGUGUGGUGUAUGCGGAAGCUCUGUGGGAUCAUGUCACAAUGGAUGAUCAAGAACUGGCCUUCAAGGCAGGAGAGGUCAUCCAUGUUCUCGAGGCAUCUAAUAAGGACUGGUGGUGGGGCAGAAUUCGGGACCGUGAGGCCUGGUUUCCUGCUAGCUUCGUACGGUUACGUGUCAACCAGGAGGAUGUAUCUGAAAACUCUUGUAGCUUCCAUGAAGAAGAUCAUGACAUGGCUGUUUCAAAGUCCCGCCACAAGAACGCUGAGAACAUGGACCAGAUGAGGGCUAAUGUAGUUCGGGAAAUAAUGGACACAGAGCGGGUCUACAUCAAGCAUCUAAAAGAUAUAUGUGAGGGAUACAUCAAGCAGUGUCGGAAACACACCAGCAUGUUCACGGAAGGUCAGCUCAACACCAUAUUUGGAAACAUUGAAGACAUUUACAAGUUCCAAAAGAACUUCUUAAAAGAUCUUGAGAAGAAACACAACAAAGAUGAACCUCACUUGAGCGAAAUCGGGGACUGUUUUCUCAAUAAUCAAGAUGGUUUUUCCAUCUACUCUGAGUACUGUAACAAUCAUCCCAAUGCGUGCUCGGAGUUGUCCAACCUGAUGAAGCAAGGGAAGUACCGUCACUUUUUCGAGGCCUGCAGGCUUCUGCAGCAGAUGAUAGAUAUUGCUAUUGAUGGUUUCCUACUGACCCCUGUGCAGAAGAUCUGUAAAUACCCACUACAGUUAGCGGAGUUGUUGAAGUAUACAACUCAGGAGCACAGCGAUUACAGCAAAAUAAAAGAAGCUUACGAAGCCAUGAAAAAUGUUGCUUGUUUAAUUAAUGAGCGAAAAAGGCGCCUGGAAAGCAUAGACAAGAUUGCCCGCUGGCAGGUUUCCAUCGUCGGUUGGGAGGGACAAGAUAUAUUGGCCAGAAGUUCAGAACUGAUUCACUCUGGAGAGCUGACGAUGAUAAUUAAACAAGGAAAGAGCCAACAAAGGACGUUCUUCCUCUUUGACCAUCAAAUGGUCUUCUGCAAGAAAGAUCUGCUGCGCAGGGACAUCCUGUAUUACAAGGGGCGGAUUGACAUGGACGAGAUGGAGUUUGCCGAUGUUGAAGAUGGGAAGGAUCGGGACUUUAAUCUGAAUAUCAAGAACGCCUUUAAAGUCAUGAAUCGAUUAACAGACGAGGUCAAUCUUUUUUGUGCAAAAAAACAAGAGGACAAACAAAGGUGGAUCCAGGCCUUCUUGGAUGAAAGGAAAAGAGUUCAGGAUGACAAAGCUAUGGGGAUGGAGAUCUCCGAAGACCAAAAGAAGCAAGCAAUGCACAACGCCAAGAAAUCAAGGCAGGGGAAGAUGAAAGGAGUAUCUUACAGUGGAGUUCCUUCUCAUCAGAACUUGCACCCGAUUCACCAGCGCCACAUCACCGUGCCUACCAGCAUUCCCCAGCAGCAGGUAUUUGCACUGGCAGAACCCAAGCGCAAGAAUUCUCCCUUCUGGAGCACAAUCACCAAACUUACCCCAUUCAAGAAAUAAGACUCAACACUGAGAAGCCUCUAAAACUGCUGCCCUCCAGGUGGCGCUGAGUUGGGUCCUGGGUAUUGCCAGUCAGUAGCUGGCAGACGACUGGAACCCUGAUCUAAAUGAAGAACUGUUUUCUGGACUACAGAAUUCUGCAUCCAAGCACAAGUUCAGCAUUUCAAGGUCAAAUUCCCUUAAACGGAGAAUGGAAAUCACUGAAUUAAACAAGAGAUAAUGAAGGAACAAAGCAAAUGAAGAAAUGCCAAAAAAAUGUGAAAUAACUUGACGCAAAAGAGGGAUUUAUUGUGCCGUGUGUAAUAUAAGAAUGUUUCAGUAUAAAUACUUCUAGUGACUAUUUAAUUUAUUGCUAUGGACUGGCUGAGCUUGAUUUAGGGGUGUUUUUAAAACUGUAAAUAUUAUUGUUUUUUGUUUUCAUUUGUAAUGAAAUUGGCCAGAUUA
Xenopus laevis (African clawed frog) is the source of this 4756-nucleotide messenger RNA. It is a transcript of the gene spata13.L, whose product is annotated as spermatogenesis-associated protein 13. Gene Ontology annotation, cellular component: cytoplasm. Lineage: Eukaryota; Metazoa; Chordata; Amphibia; Anura; Pipidae. Gene Ontology annotation, molecular function: guanyl-nucleotide exchange factor activity. The transcript is spliced from 13 exons. The record is from RefSeq and is a predicted model, not a curated record. Bases 545 to 4312 code for a protein of 1255 amino acids.